Messenger RNA from Pseudonaja textilis, 1147 nucleotides. It is a transcript of the gene SLC25A43, whose product is annotated as solute carrier family 25 member 43. The record is from RefSeq and is a predicted model, not a curated record. NCBI's taxonomy places the organism in Eukaryota, Metazoa, Chordata, Lepidosauria, Squamata, Elapidae. Gene Ontology annotation, biological process: transmembrane transport.
CGCCCUUGCCCCGGCGGACGAUCGCGGAGCCGGGCGGCGUCGCCUGAGCCUCCUUCCUUUCCUCCCCGGUUCCCGGGCAGGCGGGCUGGCAUGGUGCGCCAUGGCCACUUGGAAGCGCGACGGGCGGCUGACGGCGCUGCAGCGGCUGGCUUGCGCCGGGUUGGCCGGGGCGGCGAGCCACAGCUUGACGGCCCCGCUGGAAGUGCUCACCGUACUUGGCCAGGUCGGGGCGCUGCCCGGGCGGAGAACCGGCGGCCUCUGGCGAGCGGGGAGCAGCCUCUGGCGAGCCGAGGGCGCCGGCGCGCUCUGGAAAGGCAACCUGACCGCCUGCUUGCGCCUCCUGCCUUACAGCGCCGUGCAGCUCGCCUCCUACCGCCGAUGUGUGAUGUUGCUGAUGGAUGAUCUCGGCCACAUUUCCCAGUGGAACGCCAUUGUGGCCGGCAGCCUGGCGGGAAUGAUGGCGGCCAUUGCAACCUACCCAACGGAAGUGGUCAAGACGCGGUUGAUUGUGCAGAACCGACUGGAGCCGCCCUACAAAGGCAUCCUUCAUGCUUUGUACAUGAUCUACCACCAGGAAGGAGCCUCUGCCCUUUAUCGGGGUCUUUCCUUGUCAGUAUUAGGUGCCAUCCCAUUUUCCGUUGGUUCCUUCCUUGUUUACACUCACCUGGAUGGGCUCUGGGGUCAGCCCGGACUCCCUUUCACACCAAUGCAAAACUUCUUCAACAGCUGCCUGGCCGCCGCGGUGGCCCAAACUUUCUCCUUCCCCUUUGAAACCGUCAAGAGGAAAAUACAGGCUCAAAGCUCUUGCCUCCCUUGUUCUGGAGGGGUUGACGUCCAUUUUAACGGCGUGAUAGAUUGUUUCAAACAGACGGUAAAAGCCAAAGGAAUCCUCGCUCUCUGGAAUGGACUAACUGCCAAUUUACUCAGGAUCGUUCCUUAUUUCGGGAUCAUGUUCAGCACCUUUGAAUUCUGUAAAAGGGUCUGCCUCUACCGGAACGGUUACAUCGAUUCCCCUUUACGCUACGCACUUAUUCCUGGUGUGGACCAGAGUUUACAACCUCAGGAACUGCAUGACUUAAGGCUCCUCGGACGAAGAAACUUCUAAGUUUCUGGAUGCGUUUCUGAACGCAGCUUCCCAGCAAAAAAA